This is a messenger RNA of Funneliformis mosseae, 327 nucleotides long. The record is from the annotation of a GenBank genome assembly. NCBI's taxonomy places the organism in Eukaryota, Fungi, Glomeromycota, Glomeromycetes, Glomerales, Glomeraceae.
AUGACAACACAACAAUUUCUAUUAGCUUCUGCAAGUUCGCUGUAUCCGACUUCAGCAAAGGUGGCAGAGUCGUACCUCAAUAAUUCUCCCAUGGAACAUGUCAAGAAGUUCACGUUUUCCCACAUUGAAGACCUGCUGAGAACGACAUACGCUUGUCCGGCAAAGAUGAACGUUUUUUCGCCCGAAGGAGAUACAAAAUCAAGUAAUUUUUCGGAGACUAUGUACGGAAACCGAGUAGGAGCGGGAAAUAGACAAAACGUUUUCGAAAAAAGAAAUUAUCGAAAUGUGUCGGAAGGAUAUGAACAAGUUCAUGAUCAUGUCGACUGA